Messenger RNA from Parascedosporium putredinis, 561 nucleotides. The record is from the annotation of a GenBank genome assembly. Lineage: Eukaryota; Fungi; Ascomycota; Sordariomycetes; Microascales; Microascaceae.
AUGACAGAGGCUCACAGACCUAAGGCUCUGAUGGACGCGCAGAGUGGGCCUCGCGGCGGCGGCUACUCCGCCGACUUUGGUCGAGGCGGUAGGGGAGGACGAGGCCGCGGAGGCCGUGGUUGGUCUCGCGAUGCUAGUAGGGAGCGAGGCAGAGAUCGUGAUAUCGAUUUUCGUGAACGGAGGGAUCCUCCGUACAGGGACGAACGAAGCCGCGAGCGAGAUCGGGAGAGGGACCGCGAGAGGGACCGAGAGCGGGACAGAGAUCGCGAUCGAGAGAGGGACAGAGACCGGGAGCGAGACCGCGACCGUGACUGGGAUAGGCGUGACCGCGACUCGUAUAGGGCUCGCCGGCCAUCCCCUGGUAGGGGAGGUCCCCACCACAGCGUGACUUUCGCGAUCGAGACCAACCGCCCCUCAAUGUUGACGCAGAGAGGGCGAGGCACGCCUCGCGUGAUGGAGGUCCUCUAUCCGCUGGAUCUUCCUCUUCGGAUCCGCCUUUUGGUGCGGCCCCUUUUAACCGAGGAGGAGGAUUCGGGCGUGGUCGGGUCGCGGACGCGGUGA